This is a messenger RNA of Cynoglossus semilaevis (tongue sole), 2488 nucleotides long. RefSeq names its product aarF domain containing kinase 5 (gene adck5). Bases 99 to 1838 code for a protein of 579 amino acids. Lineage: Eukaryota; Metazoa; Chordata; Actinopteri; Pleuronectiformes; Cynoglossidae. The transcript has 14 exons. The record is from RefSeq and is a predicted model, not a curated record.
CAUGCUUGAGAGAAGGAGGCGGUGCAAAUUCCUAUCCGGAGAAAACACUGCACGUGAAGUGAUCAGUGCGAACAGAGCUGUUGUACAAACGAGUCAACAUGACAUCAGAGGCUUCACGAACGUUUAGGUUCUGUCUGCAUCUCACGCCCCAGCUCCGAAGACACCCACAUCAUAGAUUAUCACUUCAGACAUUCAGAUACUUCAGUUCACACAGGGAAGCCAAGCACCGGGGACUGCUGUGGAAGACAAUUGUUGGGGUCUCUGUCGCAGCACCUGUGGCUCUCGGCAUCCAGUAUGUUGUGUCAGAGCCAAGAGAAAGGAGGAAAAUAAGGAUUGUGAUUGAAGGAUUUGGCCGUUUUUUCAGGUCUCUGUCUGUGGGGCUCCUCAUCUCUGUGGAUUAUUGGUGGACCAGCAAUGUGGCUCUUCGUGGCCUGGAUGAGAGCAGCCCAUCCUACAUGGCUCAGAUGUCUGCCUGCCACCAGAGGGCGGCGGACAACAUGGUGGAGGGCGCCAUCAGGAACGGGGGAAUAUACAUCAAACUUGGCCAAGGUCUUUGUUCCUUCAACCACCUCCUGCCCCCCGAGUACAUUCACACCCUGCAAAUUCUUGAAGACAAGGCCUUGAACAGGAAGUACAAGGAGGUUGACGCUCUGUUCCGGGAAGACUUCAACAAAACCCCAGAGCAGCUUUUUAAAACAUUUGACCAUGAACCGAUAGCUGCAGCCAGUUUAGCGCAGGUUCACAGAGCAGAACUGUUUGAUGGGACUCCAGUCGCUGUAAAGGUGCAGUACAUUGACCUCAGGGACAGGUUUGAUGGCGACAUUAGGGCCUUGGAAAUUUUGCUGGACAUCGUUAAAUUCAUGCACCCCACCUUCGGAUUCCGCUGGGUUCUUAAGGACCUGAAGGGCACGUUGGCUCAGGAGCUUGACUUUGAGAAUGAGGCGAGGAAUUCGGAAAGGUGUGCUCGAGAGCUCCAACAUUUUGAAUUCCUGGUGGUACCCAGAGUCUAUUGGGAGCAAACCAGCAAGAGGGUUAUAACCGCCGAGUUCUGCGAAGGCUGCAAAAUAAACAACAUAGAAGAACUAAAGAAACAAGGGUUACAUUUUAAAGAUAUUGCGGAUAAAAUGAUUCGGACAUUUGCUGAACAAAUAUUCUACACUGGCUUCAUUCAUGCUGAUCCUCAUCCUGGAAAUGUUUUGGUGAGACGAGGGCCUGACAACAAGGCACAGCUGGUGCUGCUGGACCACGGCCUGUACGAAUACCUCAGUCAACAUGACAGGGAAUCCCUUUGUAAACUGUGGAGAUCUAUUGUCCUGAGAGACAAGGCAGCAAUGGAGAAGUACUCCAAUGCACUUGGGGUCAAAGAAUACUUCCUCUUCAGUGAGAUGCUACUGCAGCGACCCAUCAACAUGCGCCAGUUGGGUCUGUCCAACAUCCUGAGCCGAGAGGAGACCACCUACAUGCGUGACAUGGCCAUCCACCGAUUCGGGAACAUCAUGGAGAUACUUAAGUCCAUGCCCCGACCCAUGCUGCUGGUCUUCCGUAAUAUCAACACAGUCAGAAGCAUCAACAUCUGUCUGGGGGCUCCAGUGGACCGAUACUGCGCCAUGGCCAAGAGUGCGGUUCGAGGCUGGGGGAAAAUCCAGGCAGAGAAACCCGGGAUCCUGCCUAGGUUUUGGCUCUUCAGUUGGGUGAGGACCACAUGGGAAAGUCUUAGAUUCGAAGUGGCACUGAGAUCAGAGAUGGCGCUGAUGAGCCUGACACGGUCGAUCCUGAGCCUGCUGUCCUACUUUGGUCUAAUAUCUCUGGAGGCCGAGGUUUACGACUACCUGAGGUAGCACACAACCCUUCCACUCUGCAGGAACAGAAAACAACCCAUGCACAAGUUAAUGCAAUCUGACAAGGAAGAACAUUUCAUCAGUGUGGCAGAGCUCAGCGCUGCACAUCACAUCAUAUCACAUUUGGAAGUGACAUGUCCUCAGUGGGUCGGAGUGAAUCAAACCCCAGGACGGUAACAGUAGUAGAACAUCCUUUCCACUCUGUAGUACUAAGAAUAGAAUUAGAACAAUUUUAAAUGUUGCUUUUUAAGGAAAAUAAAGAGAUGUACGUUAUCUGGUUUUAUUACCAGCAUGAUCUAAAAAAAAAUCUUAAUAUUUUAAAACAAAUUGUCUUUUAUCUUUGUAUUUAUUCCAUCGUAUUUUGUUUUAUUCUGACUAAACAGUAAUAAAUACACACUUUGUUUAAAUGGAUCUUAACACUUAAUGCAAAUAAUGUACAAUGUUUAAAAAGUGCUGAUUAAGUACAUUUGUGUCAUUGUGGUAAAAUGUAGUAGGACCAUGUGACCCGUGAGGGCUAAUGUGAUCAAUAACUAAUGCAGAGUGAGAAGAUCGACCUGUGACCUCAAAGAUGAUCUACCUCCUUUUAGUCAAACCUCUGUGUCUCUAUUAGUCCAAAAAUCCAUUUUGAACUAUUAAAAAUUCACAACAAA